UUAAGUGGCGCCACCAGGUACGAAGAUUUGAAAUACGUAGAAUUUCUGUUGAAAAGAAAUAAAGUAGGGAUGAAAACAACAAGGCCUGAAAGUGCCUCAUAUUGCCAAAGAUGGUAAUGUAGUGAUCGUUGAUCAGGGACGAGACGUGCUGGUGAUAAUUCGCGUUCGUGUAAAGAUUUAUCAUAUUUUCAAUUCGACUAACUAAGCAAGAAACACUCGAUCAUGGCUCGCGUUAUAACGCAAGAAACCUACGACGAAGUCGUAAAGGAAAAUAUUGAAGAAUUCUCGAUGACGGCCGAAGAAGCGAUCGACGAUGCUAUCAAACAAUUCGAGGCCCAAGGCAUCGACCUGAGUAACGUGAUUAAGGAUUUGGUCAUUACUACCAACUCCGAAACGAUAGAAGCCUGUCUGAAUGCAGUGAUCGAAUGUUUCAAAUCAAGCAACAAAGAUGAUACAGAGAUUGUUGCAACUCUACAGAAUCUUGAAACUGAACUAAAAAAGGACAUGGCGAGACGUAUUCUCGCUGCGAAGCUCGGAGCCUAUUCUACAUUGAUCGAUAUAAUCGAGGAAUCCAAAGACAAUGACACGAUACUGGUACCAGCGCUGAAAACAAUCACUUCUCUAAUGACUGGAUACCCGGAUUUAUUAGACGACAAAGGCAUCGCUUUACAAAUAGAACUUUUGGACUGCCAGAGGGGCAUAUUGACGGUGCAGGUGGUACUUCGUUGGGUACGAGAAUGUUGUAUAAGGCACGAACUGAACAGGCAAAAUAUAUUCAAAGCCAACAUCCUCGAUAAGCUUAAACAACUGUUAGACAAAAAAGAAACGGCGGGAAGCGAGUUGCAGGACAUUUGUGCGGUAUUCAGGGCUUUGGUACUAGAUGAUGAUAUUAGACACGAAUAUGGAAGAGCCCACGAACAUGCAACUGCUAUUGCGCGAGAUUCCCUUGCUCCGCUGACUGCUUUGCUUCAAAGAUUCCAAAACGACAAAAGCGUUGUCGGAGAUUUGAUGCUCACUCUGGCAUCUCUGAUUGUCAGAAAUGAAUUUUGCCAGACAGUACACGAUGCCGGUGGUUUGAAAUUUAUCCUCGAUGUAAUGGUCGAUUUUCCUGAUGCAGAAAAGCUGAAUCGACAAGCGUUGAAGUUGCUCAAAGCUCUGGCGGGAAACGAUGAUAUCAAAGCUCAGAUUGUCACAUCUGGCGGGGUGCCUCUGAUUGUAUCUGCAAUUAACAGACUUAAGAACUUUGAGACAAUUGCUGCAGCAGGAAUGGGUUGUAUCUCAGCAUUGACACUGAGGAAUCCAUCUAACGCAGGUGUUUUUUACGAUUGUGGUGCACCAUUAGUGAUCGUAGACACAAUAAAGGCGCAUCCAAACAAUAGCAACGUGAUAAGAAAAGCUGCUUGGGCUGUGAGAAAUAUGUCUGUUAGAAAUAAAACCGAGUCACGUGAAUUUUUGGAGCAUGGUAUCGAAGAUCUGUUACAAACGGUCAUGCGGAACCACGAUCAUAUUCUUGCGGAAGACAUCAAAGCUGCUCUCAGAGACUUGGGAGUGAAUGUCCCACUAAAGGAAAGGUGGGUCGGUAAAGGUGAUUCGUUAAAGCACGACGAGUAAUUAAAAGCAACAGGCAUUGCUUUAUCGUUUUCUUGUAAUAACUCAUCAAUUUCGCUGAGCGACAUUUAUGGCCAUAUUCCGCCGUACGAGGAAAAGUAAGACUGUCCUAAGUAUUGGUAUCUCCUGAAAAUUGAAUCACUAUUGAGGAAAGGUCGAAUUAAAUUUGUAUUAAAGAACAAAAAUUGCAUUUUUCUUUCCAGCACUACCUACGAAAUAAAUAAAUAUGAAAAAUGUUUUUCCGUUCAUGAUGAGUAAAUGCCGAUGAUCAUAACAGAUAAUCGAAAAACAAGCAAGAAUUAAUUAUAUAAAAUUUCUUUUUUUUUAUAUCGUUCGUUUGGAUCUUAUUUGUUUCUCUUAGAAAAAUUAUUUCUUCUAUAAAAUAUAUAUAUAUAUUUAUACAUCUUAUACGAAAUUUUAUGAUAACCUGUUAUAUAACAUAUACUUGCAUUUUUAUUAAUUAAUUUUUUUUUCACAUCACUUAACUGCCAUCUAUAAUUACUUAUUAUGUAUUUACGAUAAGAUUAAUUGGCUUUACACUAUUUUUAUAUCAAAUAUAUAUAGCAUGUUUAUAUUUUCCACCUUGUUCGCUUGUUUUCGCCGUGAACGUGCAACUUAUCCGUUUCCUCAUUUCAUCGGAGCGUGUGAAAAGUCAAUAAGCAUCGAAGUAAAUUUUUUGUGC
Messenger RNA from Neodiprion fabricii, 2290 nucleotides. Its product is annotated as armadillo repeat-containing protein 6 homolog. Lineage: Eukaryota; Metazoa; Arthropoda; Insecta; Hymenoptera; Diprionidae. Gene Ontology annotation, biological process: hematopoietic progenitor cell differentiation. Bases 223 to 1611 code for a protein of 462 amino acids. Gene Ontology annotation, molecular function: protein binding. The transcript has 5 exons. The record is from RefSeq and is a predicted model, not a curated record.